This is a messenger RNA of Rhipicephalus microplus (southern cattle tick), 1299 nucleotides long. RefSeq lists its product as uncharacterized. NCBI's taxonomy places the organism in Eukaryota, Metazoa, Arthropoda, Arachnida, Ixodida, Ixodidae. The record is from RefSeq and is a predicted model, not a curated record.
AAGAGGUGACAAUGACUGUUUCUGAAACGCUCAGAAAUAAACGUAGAUUUCAUGAAAGACACGAAAUGCUAGAGGCUACCUUGGCGGCAUACCACAAGCUCACAUUGAACCACGAUGACUGAGGGUGGCUUAGGGAACGUUGUCCUCAAAGUUGUCAAGGGCCCAUUUGACUAUUUCCCCUACACGAUGACAACAGUACGAGACGGAAAGAGACAAGUAUAUGGGCUUACAGGCUCGCUCUUCGGGAAUAUCACGGCGUCCCUGAACAUCAGUUACGAUCUUUUAGACAGCGUUGACGAGCACUGGGGAAACCUUCUUGACGAUGGCGAUUUCACCGGCCCACUUGGAAUGCUGCAAAGAAACACUAUGCUGCUACUGUUCGCCACUAUGGCCGUUCUUGUGGUCAUCUCCGCCGUGUCGCUGCAUACUGCCAGAAGGAAAUGGAUGUCCACACUUCAGUGGGUGUUCUGGGUCUACGCCGAAUCACUGCUGCUCAAAUCAACAAGCACAAGUCGCCUGCGCUCGACGGCUUCUCGGAUUCUCCUAGGAUCGUGGAUGAUCGGCACGUUGGUCAUCGGCCAGUAUAUAAUGGGUCAGGUCAAGGCGGCAAUGCUGAUCCGCUCUCCAGUUUCCCAUAUUGACACUCUCGAAGAAAUGCUAUCACGGCGACCCCCCAUACGUCCGGUGACCCUGAAAGCAACUCCACUCAUGAACAUGCUUCAGCUAUCGGGCCUUGACAGCUACCGGACACUGCACGGACGCAUCAAGCGCAUGAACGGCGAGCUGCAGCAGAGCGAGGUGUACUCGAUGCGGACACUACGCCAGGUAGUAGCGGGCGAGACGGUCAUCAUCAUGGACGCAACGGGCAACCGCGUAUUCGUCGCACCCCACUGCGAUAAGUUGCAACCGGCUUUCUUCCACGUGUCGCAGCAGCGCAUCGAGACAGCCGACUUCCGGUGGUACAUGAACAAGCGCUUGGAUGCACGACUGGUCGCUGCAAUGGACCGCAGAAUCCGCUGGCUGUUGGAAGGAGCCGUGCCUUUCAUGCACCACCAUGAAAUAUUCCGCAAACCAGCGACUUGCUUCCUCAACCGGAACGACGGAAGUGGAAGUGACGCAGCCGCUGGACAGUACGAAGUGCUGCACUUGGAGGACGUACAAGCCAGUUUCAUUAUUCUACUGUGGAUGCUCGCCUUCGCCACUUUAGUGCUUCUUCUCGAAUCCAUUUUCCACAAGAGUUGUGUCAUUGGGAGGCAGUGAAGAAGUGUGUCAGUGCAGCAACUAUUCCACUAUCACUGC